AUGGCGGCGGCGGCGGCGAUCGGGCGCGCAGUGCCGGCGUGGCGGCGGCGGCUGCUGUGCCUCUGUGUGUGCGCCGCGCUGCUGCUGCCGGCGGCGCGGGGCCUCACCGAGGGGCUGUACUGCGGCCGCCGGGUGUGCUACGAGGUGCUGGGCGUCAGCCGGCAGGCCAGCAAGGCGGAGAUCGCCCGCGCCUACCGGCAGCUGGCCCGCAAGUACCACCCCGACCGCUACCGCGGGGAGCCGGCCGCGCUGGGCGGCGGCCCGCAGGCGGCACACGAGAAGUUCCUCCUCAUCGCCACCGCCUACGAGACGCUCAAGGUGAGAGAGCGGGGACCGCCGCCGCGGCCGGAGCCGCUCCGGAUGAAGAAAUGCGCAAAGAUUAUGACUACAUGUUGGAUCAUCCUGAAGAGUAUUACAGGCAUUAUUAUCACUACUACAGCAGGAGAUUGGCACCGAAAGUGGAUGUUAGAAUAG
Molecule: messenger RNA, 474 nt
Organism: Tyto alba (common barn owl)
Lineage: Eukaryota; Metazoa; Chordata; Aves; Strigiformes; Tytonidae
Product: dnaJ homolog subfamily C member 25-like
Exons: 1
Coding region: 1-474 (157 amino acids)
Biological process (GO): protein folding
Cellular component (GO): endoplasmic reticulum membrane
Source: RefSeq, a predicted model, not a curated record